AUGGGUAUUGGAAAGGGGAGGAGGGCGGAGGGGGUCGGGGAGCCCGGGGCAGAGCCGCUUCUCGGCGACUGGCGAACCCGUGCCACGGCGGCGCCGGCCGGGAGCAGCCCGGGGGGGGCCGCAGAGGCGGCCUUGGGGGCUGCGGAGGCCGGCGGGGGCCCACGGGGGCAGCGGGGCAGUCGCAGGCACAGCAGCGGCGGAGGCGAUAGCGCGCACGGCGGUGCCCGCGAUCGCAGCAGCGGGCGGUCGGCAGCGUGCAGGGCACGGCCGGCGGCUGAGGGGGCAGCGCCGAGCGGGGCCGGGCCGGGCGGAGCGCGGGAGCGGGAGGCGCGGGGCUGGCGGCGGCGGCGGCGGCGGCGGUUUCACACAGGGGGUGCCAAAGCCGCGCGCGAAGGGCAGAACCCGCACGACUGCGAUGGCGGCGGGCAGCGGCACCCGGGGAACGCGCACGGGCCGCCGCAGCCGCGCCGGGCGGGACUGAGGCGGACGGGACGGGACGGCUGCAGCGUCCCUGCCACCGCCACGGAGCGCGGCAGGCGCCCGGUGAUGACGCACAAACCCGGCAGCCGGAGCGGGGCGGGUUUUUCCCCAGUGCGCAGACGCGGCACGGGCGCGGCCGAGCGGGGACCGGAGCGAGAACGGGACCGGGGCAGCGCCGGUGUCCGUCACGGGCACAGGGGGCGUUCCCCAGACCGCGCCUGCGCCGAGAGAAGCGCAGGGGAGGCGCGCUCGGGGCGGGGGCAUCCGCUCUCCCGCCUGCUCCGAGCUGUGCUUGGCAGCCCCAAGCAGGGCCCUGCACCCAGGCCCUUUGCAAUAAACAGCAAGUUCCACGACCUGGCUUCAGAGAUCUCUCGUCUCUGUCCAUCCCAACCGUCCUACCCCCUGACGCUCCUACAAAGGUGCUCAUCCCUUGUUUUCCCCAAACCAGGAUUUGCCAUUGCCAAGCCCUGGGAGGCUGCGAGGAAGAGGAAGAUGCCUCAGGACACUGAUGCAGAGCAGGAGCUGAGCAUGCAGAGCAGGGAGGACAAAUGCCCGCGGCAGAACCUGAUGGAAGAGGCCGUUUUGAGCGGCUCCACGGCGCAGGAAGGCAACGGGGAGGAAAAGGCGCGGAGAUGCCGCACGAGGAGGGGCUGCAAACGCAGCUGGGGGGGAUCUGAGGGGGAAAGAGCCAGCCUGGGCCGGGAAGGCAGCCAAAGAUCAAGCCAGAGCUCGGAGCUGGCGCUCCACGAGCAGCUCCAUGAUAGGGAGAAGCCCCACACGUGCAGGGAGUGUGGGAAGAGCUUCAGGAGGAACUGCAACCUGAUCAGGCACCAGAAGACCCACACUGGGGAACGGCCCUACGCGUGUGGGGAGUGUGGGAAGAGCUUCAGCGAGAGCUCCACCCUGAUCACGCACCAGAGGACUCACACUGGGGAGAGGCCCUACGAGUGUGAUAAAUGCAGGAACAGGUUGGUGACCAGCUCCCAUCUCGUCCGGCACUAUCAGAGUCACACAGAGGAGAGGCCCUUCCAAUGCCCCGACUGUGGGAAGGGAUUCCAACGCAACUCCCACCUCAUCAGACACCAGCACAUCCACACGGGGGAGAAGCCCUAUGAGUGUGAUAAAUGCAGGAAGAGGUUUAAGACGAGCUCCAGUCUCCUCCUGCACUAUCGGAUUCACACAGAGGAGAGGCCCUUCCGCUGCCCUGACUGUGGAAAGGGAUUCAAGCACAACUCCAUCCUUGUCAAGCACCGUCGCAUCCAUACUGGAGAGAGGCCCUACGAGUGUCCGUGUGGGAAGCACUUCUCCAUGAGCUCUACCUUGAACCAACACCAACGGAGGCACCGGUAAGGGAAGCCCUGCGAGUGCCCCGAGUGCGGGCAGAGCUUUGUGCGCUGCUCCUGCUCCAUUCCCCACUGGAGGAACCACAUUGGGCACAGCCCUGGUGACCCACAUUCCGUGUGAUCCAUUUUGGGAACACACCUGUCUACUUCUCCUUUUGGUUUGGCCUUAAUUUUCUUCUGCUUCAUCUUCAUCCCUUAAAAACUGCCAAAACAGAGUUAAAUGAAUGAAAUUGAUCAAAGAUAUCUAAAGUCCCACCAUUUCACAGGUGUUUGAGGGGGAAUUUAGGAUUUGGGGACACAUUCUGUGUGGAGCGCCCCUGUUGCUAAGAGGCAGGAAUUAGAUCUCACCCUUCUUGUGUUGCUAAGAACUCCUCCCUUGACCCAAACCUGAACUCCACCCCUGGGAUACCCUAUAAAAACCCCACAGCCCUGCCUUUGCCCUGUCUUUUGGAGGUCAGAAAUGGAUUCUGGAGCUUUCUGGACCCGUCUCAUUUGUUCCUGGCACCGGCAGCUGCAGCCUCCCUGGACACCAUGAACUUUGGAGAAUGGAGGCAGCCAGUGAGGACAGGUCCUGGAUUGCAAGAUCAGUAUGUGUUCUGUUUGCCAUCUGUCAGAGGUGGGGCAGUUAUCUUCUGUUCAUUGGGCAGUUUAUCUCUUCCACAACCAAUCCUUUCUCCAACAGAUAUCCUCUGAUAAUGGAUGGGCCAUUAAUUAUUAAUUAUCUGCUGUUAAUGGGCCAUUGAGUGUCCCUGCAUGGCUGAUAAAAUGACAUUAUGCCAUUGGGUGAUGCUCCACCCAGGAGGAGGAGCCAAGCAUUCCUACCUGGAUAGACUCUGAGGUUUGGAACACCACAGCAACCUUUUUCCACUGGAUUCCCAGAGGAGCAGCUGUCUUCUCCACUGGAUUGCCAGAGGAAGACCAGGCCCAUCUGCAGCACCCCUGGACCUUCAGAGGAAAACUCCACCCUUCUUCAGGGUACCUGCUCCAACAGAACCACCCCUGGCACUGCAGGAGGGCUGCAGCCACCAUGGAAUGGGACUGUGCCACCAGCCGGACCCACAGGGUGUCAGGUCCUGUUCUGACUCUCUCAGUGGCUUUUUUUUCUUUGUAGUACUGCAUUUGUAUUUUUAAAUUUUCCUAAAAGGAACUGUUAUUCCUGCUCCCAUAUCUUUGCCUGAGAGCUCCUUAAUUUCAAAUUAUAACAAUUCAGAGGGAGGGGGUUUGCAUUUUCCAUUCCAGGGGAGGCUCCUGCCUUCCUUAGCAGACAGCUGGCUUUUCAAACCCAGACAAUAACAAAGUUACUUUAACACCACAGAUAUAAAAUUCAUUUUAAUAUCUGCAAAAAGCCAAUAUUAUGUGUCCAUAACAAUAAACCUCUUGCUGAGUGAUGGUAGAUGUCAAAGUAACUUUGUUCUAAAGAUGUACCUUUUAUUUCUUUUGUUAAUUAAGCUUAGUGAAAGAUACAUGCUGAUGACAGAUGGUGUCAAAUGCCUUAGCAGGAGUAACUAUGACUCUCUUAAGAUGAGGGCAUAGUUACUAACUGGGCAUAGCUGCAGAAGUCGCACUUCCUCAUGGUCCCGCAGGAUACCCUUGUGGUAACCGAGUUGACUUCUCCCCCAGUGUGAGAGAGGGCGCAUAUCAGCCCUCCCUGUCGUUGGACUCGCCACCCAACGAUAAUUUCAUGAAUCGCUGAAACAAAAAGGUUGGCACAGUUAGUUCCCUGUUGCACAGAGCCUUGUCCACAGGGUGUUGUUGGACACAGUUGGUAGCUUGAGAGAGGGUCUGCUACUAACUACUUCUACCCUCACUUGGACUUGUCAUUUUAUUGCUUACCAGACUGACCAAAUCUUACAAUCACUGGCUUAGCGUUAUAUCUGGACUACCACUCAGACUGAUCCAUUAGAUCUAAGGGUCACAGAUGCCAAAUUACCAUCUAUGCUCUUUGUGCCCAGGGAAGAGGGAUUCGAUCUUGUAAGUUUGGAGUUUUUUAACUCCAGAAUUGUUAAAGAAGGUGGUGUACAUCAUGUGGAUGUUUGGGAGGGUUUGGAGCAACUCCCUGAGCCCUAUGAGAUCUCCCCUAUGGGGAUGGCCCAGGAUGACGCUGAGAGUGCGGUGGGAGGUACCAAAGAGCUCAAAACACCUGAGGCUGAGAGCGCAAUGGGAGGUACUGAAGAGCCCAAAACACCCGAGGCUCCUCACGGGUCGGAAGGUGAUGGUACAACGCCAAGAACACCUGUCGUGUCCAUGCCUGACAAACAACAAUCUUGUCCUCGUUGUGAGACCCGGUUUACUAGGAUGUUGGGGCUGACUGACCAUCUCAAAAGGGCGCACAGGCAGAGAAAGAUCAUUUUCAGGUGUUCAAAAUGAGGUAAAGAAAAUCCAAAAUUCCACAGUAUCUCCUGAAACAUCCCACACUGCAAGGGGGUGGUGUGUGUGGCUCCCACUGGGGAAUGGGUCUGUGAGGUGUGCCAUCGAGGAUUUGCUACUAAGAUUGGCCUGGGUCAGCACAAGAGGAUAAGACAUCCUCUUGUGUGAAAUGUGGAGCGGAUUGUUGCUUCCCAUGCCAAAGAGUCACCGGCCCGAGUGUCCCACAAACGGGUAUGGAAUGAGGAGGAAGAGGCUCUCCUGGUACAACUGGUGGACAAGUUUGUCGGUAAAAGGAAUAUCAACCAACUUAUAGCGGAGCAUAUUCCAGCUAAAACAGCAAAGCAGAUUAGUGAUAAGAGGCGCCUUCUAGCGGGAGGUCCCUUUGUAAAAGAUCAUAAAGGACUAGUAGGUGCCACUGGGAUUGAACAGCCUCCCAGGUCUGCCAAGGUGCCCAAGGAGGGACAGUUAAAGCUCCAAUACUGCAAGGUGAUCAAAGCGGGAUUAUCAGUUGACAAAUUCACCAUGUAUUCGGAGGCCUUCGAGAAGAUUCUUGAUGGGCAAGAUCCAGGUCAGGUGGUGAACGAUGUGUAUAAUGAGUUUCUCGGUAUUCUGGGUGUGCCUAGCCAAAUUAAAUCUAUCUGUAAGGGUAGAAAGAAGCAGGCAUCCCGUGCUUCCCAAAACUCCAUCAAAUUGGAUGCGCAAAAGAGCUAUUAAGAGGGGAAAAUUCUUGAGAUUCCAACUGUUGUACGAGUUACAUAGAAGGCGCCUCGCGCGUGUCAUCCUGGACAGCACGGAAGCCUCUCAGUGCCAAGUACCAUCAAGUGUUCUCCACAAUCACUUUAAAAGAAGGUGGGAUACCUCUGGUAUAUUUGGCGGCCUUCUGAAUUUCCCUCCAUAUAAAGAGGCGGAUAACACUGCAUUCGAGGCCCUAAUUACUGACAAAGAGAUUAAUAAGAACAUGAGAGAGAUGUGUAAAACCUCUGCUCCUGGGCCAGAUGGGAUCACUUUGGGUCAGAUUAUUGCAAAAGACCCAAAGUUUUCCCGGUUGACUGAGAUCCUCAACCUCUGGCUUAUCACCGGUACUGUUCCAGAUGUGCUGAGGGACUGCAGGACAGUCUUGAUACCCAAGUCUUCGGAUGCAGAGAAGCUUGGUGAUAUCAAUAACUGGAGGCCUAUCACUAUUGGUUCAAUGGUGAUUAGCCUGUUCUCCAGGAUCGCUACUGCGAGGCUGUCCAAAGCAUGUCCCAUUAACCUCCAGCAACGGGGUUUCAUUUGCGCAUCAGGUUAUGUUGAGAACCUCAAGUUGUUACAGCUUGUGGUAAAAACAGCUAAGUGAGAACAUAAACAUCUGGGUGUCGUGUUCAUUGAUUUUCCUAAGACAUUUGACACGGUUUGUCAUCAGCAUACAUUUGAGGGUCUGGACAAGAGUGGAGUGGAUCCACACAUGAUGGAGUUGGUGAGGGAAAUGUAUCGUGAUGUUAAGACGUGCAUUUCCAUUGGAAGAGAAAGGACAGACCCCAUAUACAUUCGCUCAGGUGUCAAGCAAGGUGACCCCAUGUCACCUUCACUGUUCAAUUUAGCGAUGGACCCCCUUCUAUGUAAACUCGAGAGUGAAGGUGAGGGUUUCCAUCAUGGGGGCUUGAAAGUUACGGCCAUGGCGUUUGCUGAUGACUUGGUGCAGCUGAGUGACUCUUGGAAAGGUGUCGUGGGGUGACAGCCUUUAUCCCAAUAUCGUGUGUUGUGUCUGGCAGCUGUGCCUUUUCUCUGUCCCCCCCCCGGCCGUCUUGCUGCAGCGGGGCGGGGAAGAGAGGAGGGAGUGUGUGACCAGCCACUUUUGCUUUUGGCUUUUGGCUGCUUGGCUUGGCUCGCUGCUUGGCUUGGCUUUCUUGCUUGCUUUCUGCUUUUUACGCUGUUUUGUUUUUUUCUUUUCCUUUUCUUUUGUUCCCUCUUUCUUACCCUCCCCUGAAGAUAUUGGACCGGCUCUGGACCUGACCUGAGAUCCAGGA
This is a messenger RNA of Zonotrichia leucophrys gambelii, 6196 nucleotides long. Its product is annotated as zinc finger protein 2-like. Gene Ontology annotation, cellular component: nucleus. Gene Ontology annotation, molecular function: RNA polymerase II transcription regulatory region sequence-specific DNA binding; DNA-binding transcription factor activity, RNA polymerase II-specific. The record is from RefSeq and is a predicted model, not a curated record. Gene Ontology annotation, biological process: embryo development; regulation of transcription by RNA polymerase II; urogenital system development. NCBI's taxonomy places the organism in Eukaryota, Metazoa, Chordata, Aves, Passeriformes, Passerellidae.